Scheffersomyces amazonensis is the source of this 1249-nucleotide messenger RNA. RefSeq names its product mitochondrial 54S ribosomal protein bL27m (gene MRP7). Bases 26 to 1168 code for a protein of 380 amino acids. Gene Ontology annotation, biological process: translation. NCBI's taxonomy places the organism in Eukaryota, Fungi, Ascomycota, Pichiomycetes, Serinales, Debaryomycetaceae. The transcript has a single exon. Gene Ontology annotation, molecular function: structural constituent of ribosome. The record is from RefSeq and is a predicted model, not a curated record. Gene Ontology annotation, cellular component: ribosome; mitochondrial large ribosomal subunit.
UAAAUAUUGAAGUUAGGAUCCAAAAAUGUUAAGAAGUAUUAGUGGGAUUAAGGCUGGCCGUGGUUCUGUACCAAGUGGGUUGUCUUUGGUUUCUUUAGCCAACAGUUUAACCCAAAUCCGUACUGCCACCAAGAAAGUUUCUGGUUCUAAGACCAAUAAGAAUGAUUCAGCUGGUAGAAGAUUAGGUCCAAAAGCAUAUGAAGGGAAUUUUGUUAAACCAGGACAAAUUAUAAUGAGACAAAGAGGUACUAAGAUCCAUCCUGGAGAAAAUGUUAAGAUUGGUAUUGAUCAUACUAUUUAUGCAUCUGAACCAGGAUAUGUUCGUUUUUAUUUAGAUCCUUUCCAUCCAUUAAGAAAAUAUGUUGGAGUAGCAUUAAAGAGUGGAGUUAAAUUACCAACUCCACAUUUUGCUCCAAGACGUAGAAGAUUUGGUUAUGAAUUAAUCGAAGAUCCUGUCAAGGCUCAACAAGAAGAAGACCAUAUGUCAAGAAAAGAAUAUCUUUAUCAACCAGAAUUAAAGGAAUUAACUAUUGCCAAAGAAAAUUAUAAGCAAGAAACCAUCUCAAAUAUUAAACAAAGCUUACAGAAUGAUUUCCAAUUACAAGAUAUUGAUUAUGAUGUGGCAGCUAGCAGAUUAUUUAAUGUAUUACAAUUAGCUAAAGCAGGUCAAAGUAUUGAAUCUGCUAAGAAACAAGAUAUAUUUGAUUUUUCAUAUAAUUUACAAUUAGCAGUUCAAAGAGGAGAAAUAUCAAAGGAAGAUGCAACUGCCAAAACUUCUGAAUAUAUUAGUUUAACUCAACAAUUGGAAAAAGAUGUCAAUAUCGAUAUUGAUGGAUCUGUCUAUAAAUACUUAACUAAAGAACAAGUGGCCAGUAAACAAGAAGAAAUAAUACAAAAACUUGAAACUGAAUUCUAUAAAUUACUUUCUAAAGAUGAAAAGGAUCAAGUUUCAAAAUUAAUCAAUACUCCAGGAGUAUUUUCAACUGAACAACGCUCAACAUUAACUCAUAAAUUCUUGCCAGAUUUUAUUCCAUAUGAUGUUCCAGGAUCUGUCAUAGAAAACAUUAAUCCAGAAACUGUAUCCAAAGAUAUUGUAGUACAAAGAGUAUUUGAUGAAACCACUAGAUCCACUAGAAUUAUUGGUAGACCUCAAGCAGUAUUCCAAUAAAUUCAUAGCCUGUAAAUAUAAAUACACGACCCCGUACAUAGUAAAAAAUAAAAAAAGAUUUAAGAUCUUUAAUGUAAAACG